CAAUCCAGCUCAAAAGUGUCUAUGUUGUGGGAGGUCCCUGAGGCCGCUGAGGUCGUUCGUGUCUGUUGAACGGCUGUGGGAGUCUUGCUGCCUUGGGUAGGGGGUUAAAAUCGUUCUUGAGAGGAACGUCUCUGUGCGAAGAGAUAAUGAGUUUAGCUCUGAGAAGUGAGCUUGUAGUGGACAAAACAAAGAGGAAAAAAAGAAGAGAACUGUCUGAGGAACAGAAACAAGAAAUUAAAGAUGCUUUUGAACUAUUUGAUACAGACAAAGAUGAAGCAAUAGAUUAUCAUGAAUUAAAGGUGGCAAUGAGAGCCUUGGGGUUUGAUGUAAAAAAAGCUGAUGUACUGAAGAUUCUUAAAGAUUAUGACAGAGAAGCCACAGGGAAAAUCACCUUUGAAGAUUUUAAUGAAGUUGUGACAGACUGGAUAUUGGAAAGAGAUCCCCAUGAAGAAAUACUCAAGGCAUUUAAACUAUUUGAUGAUGAUGAUUCAGGUAAAAUAAGCUUGAGGAAUUUGCGACGUGUUGCUAGAGAAUUGGGUGAAAACAUGAGUGAUGAAGAACUUCGAGCUAUGAUAGAAGAAUUUGACAAAGAUGGUGAUGGAGAAAUAAACCAAGAGGAGUUCAUUGCUAUUAUGACUGGUGACAUUUAAAGAAUUACAAGGAUAAACACUAAGAAUGUUGCAGUUACCAUCUUAUAUUCUAUUUUUGUGCCUGGAGCCAUGUGAAAAAAACCAACUUAGUUCUUUUAUCCUAAAGGACCAAAAAUAAGCAUCUUAUAUAUCUGUAUUUUACUACUGUUAAGUUUCUUUGUAUGAACUGUGUUGUUAGUACUCAGAUAGUUUAGCUUUGUAUUUAUAAUAGAGCUUUUAUAUAAAGUUUUAAAAAUUGAAUAUGUGAUAUGUGUUCUUUGAAGGUUUUUUAAUUUAACAUUUAUAGUCACUUUUUAGUGCACACAUUUUCCAGACUUUCGUUAAUAAAAUAUUUAUUUUAUUAGAAUUUUAAA
Gorilla gorilla gorilla (western lowland gorilla) is the source of this 1003-nucleotide messenger RNA. RefSeq names its product centrin 3 (gene CETN3). The transcript is spliced from 5 exons. The coding region runs from base 147 to 650 and encodes 167 amino acids. NCBI's taxonomy places the organism in Eukaryota, Metazoa, Chordata, Mammalia, Primates, Hominidae. Gene Ontology annotation, molecular function: calcium ion binding. The record is from RefSeq and is a predicted model, not a curated record. Gene Ontology annotation, cellular component: myosin II complex.